Messenger RNA from Owenia fusiformis, 5265 nucleotides. NCBI's taxonomy places the organism in Eukaryota, Metazoa, Annelida, Polychaeta, Sabellida, Oweniidae. The record is from the annotation of a GenBank genome assembly.
AUGGGAACAAAAUACACCUGUAAUCAGGAGCAGUAUUUAUGUCCCGACAAUAGAUUAUUUUUUGAGCAAGAGAUAAUGGUGACACCAUUUGUUGAAGGAUGGGACUUUGUGCAGACACUUGGAGAAGGAGCCUACGGAGAAGUGAAACUUGCAGUAAAUACAGAGACCCAAGAGGCAGUUGCUGUGAAGAUAAUUGACCUUAGAAAGGAAUCUUCCGUAGCAGACAAUGUUAGAAAAGAGGUUUGUGUUCAUAAAAUGCUUAAACAUGAGAAUGUGGUCAGAUUCUUUGGGACCAGGAAGGAGGAUUCACUGCAAUAUAUAUUCUUGGAGUAUGCUAGUGGAGGGGAGCUCUUUGAUAGGAUAGGUAAGGAGGAUUCUCUGCAAUAUAUAUUCUUGGAGUAUGCUAGUGGAGAGGAGCUGUUUGAUAGGAUAGGUAAGGAGGAUUCUCUGCAAUAUAUAUUCUUGGAGUAUGCUAGUGGAGGGGAGCUGUUCGAUAGGAUAGGUAAGGAGGAUUCUCUGCAAUAUUUAUUCUUGGAGUAUGCUAGUGGAGGGGAGCUGUUCGAUAGGAUAGGUAAGGAGGAUUCUCUGCAAUAUAUAUUCUUGGAGUAUGCUAGUGGAGGGGAGCUGUUCGAUAGGAUAGGUAAGGAGGAUUCUCUGCAAUAUAUAUUCUUGGAGUAUGCUAGUGGAGGGGAGCUGUUUGAUAGGAUAGGUAAGGAGGAUUCUCUGCAAUAUAUAUUUUUGGAGUAUGCUAGUGGAGGGGAGCUGUUUGAUAGAAUAGGUAAGGAGGAUUCUCUGCAAUAUAUAUUCUUGGAGUAUGCUAGUGGAGGGGAGCUGUUCGAUAGGAUAGGUAAGGAGGGUUCUCUGCAAUAUAUAUUCUUGGAGUAUGCUAGUGGAGGGGAGCUGUUUGAUAGGAUAGGUAAGGAGGAUUCUCUGCAAUAUAUAUUCUUGGAGUAUGCUAGUGGAGGGGAGCUGUUUGAUAGAAUAGGUAAGGAGGAUUCACUGCAAUAUAUAUUCUUGGAGUAUGCUAGUGGAGGGGAGCUGUUUGAUAGAAUAGGUAAGGAGGAUUCUCUGCAAUAUAUAUUCUUGGAGUAUGCUAGUGGAGGGGAGCUGUUUGAUAGGAUAGGUAAGGAGGAUUCACUGCAAUAUAUAUUCCUGGAGUAUGCUAGUGGAGGGGAGCUGUUCGAUAGGAUAGGUAAGGAGGAUUCUCUGCAAUAUAUAUUCUUGGAGUAUGCUAGUGGAGGGGAGCUGUUUGAUAGGAUAGGUAAGGAGGAUUCACUGCAAUAUAUAUUCUUGGAGUAUGCUAGUGGAGGGGAGCUGUUUGAUAGGAUAGGUAAGGAGGAUUCACUGCAAUAUAUAUUCCUGGAGUAUGCUAGUGGAGGGGAGCUGUUUGAUAGGAUAGGUAAGGAGGAUUCUCUGCAAUAUAUAUUCUUGGAGUAUGCUAGUGGAGGGGAGCUGUUUGAUAGGAUAGGUAAGGAGGAUUCUCUGCAAUAUAUAUUCUUGGAGUAUGCUAGUGGAGGGGAGCUGUUCGAUAGGAUAGGUAAGGAGGAUUCUCUGCAAUAUAUAUUCUUGGAGUAUGCUAGUGGAGGGGAGCUGUUUGAUAGGAUAGGUAAGGAGGAUUCUCUGCAAUAUAUAUUCUUGGAGUAUGCUAGUGGAGGGGAGCUGUUUGAUAGGAUAGGUAAGGAGGAUUCUCUGCAAUAUAUAUUCUUGGAGUAUGCUAGUGGAGGGGAGCUGUUCGAUAGGAUAGGUAAGGAGGAUUCUCUGCAAUAUAUAUUCUUGGAGUAUGCUAGUGGAGGGGAGCUGUUCGAUAGGAUAGGUAAGGAGGAUUCACUGCAAUAUAUAUUCUUGGAGUAUGCUAGUGGAGGGGAGCUGUUUGAUAGGAUAGGUAAGGAGGAUUCUCUGCAAUAUAUAUUCUUGGAGUAUGCUAGUGGAGGGGAGCUGUUUGAUAGGAUAGGUAAGGAGGAUUCACUGCAAUAUAUAUUCCUGGAGUAUGCUAGUGGAGGGGAGCUGUUUGAUAGGAUAGGUAAGGAGGAUUCUCUGCAAUAUAUAUUCUUGGAGUAUGCUAGUGGAGGGGAGCUGUUCGAUAGGAUAGGUAAGGAGGAUUCACUGCAAUAUAUAUUCUUGGAGUAUGCUAGUGGAGGGGAGCUGUUUGAUAGGAUAGGUAAGGAGGAUUCUCUGCAAUAUAUAUUCUUGGAGUAUGCUAGUGGAGGGGAGCUGUUUGAUAGGAUAGGUAAGGAGGAUUCUCUGCAAUAUAUAUUCUUGGAGUAUGCUAGUGGAGGGGAGCUGUUUGAUAGGAUAGGUAAGGAGGAUUCACUGCAAUAUAUAUUCCUGGAGUAUGCUAGUGGAGGGGAGCUGUUUGAUAGGAUAGGUAAGGAGGAUUCUCUGCAAUAUAUAUUCUUGGAGUAUGCUAGUGGAGGGGAGCUGUUUGAUAGGAUAGGUAAGGAGGAUUCACUGCAAUAUAUAUUCUUGGAGUAUGCUAGUGGAGGGGAGCUGUCUGAUAGGAUAGGUAAGGAGGAUUCUCUGCAAUAUAUAUUCUUGGAGUAUGCUAGUGGAGGGGAGCUGUUUGAUAGUGGAGGGGAGCUGUUUGAUAGGAUAGGUAAGGAGGAUUCUCUGCAAUAUAUAUUCUUGGAGUAUGCUAGUGGAGGGGAGCUGUUCGAUAGGAUAGGUAAGGAGGAUUCACUGCAAUAUAUAUUCUUGGAGUAUGCUAGUGGAGGGGAGCUGUUUGAUAGGAUAGGUAAGGAGGAUUCUCUGCAAUAUAUAUUCUUGGAGUAUGCUAGUGGAGGGGAGCUGUUUGAUAGGAUAGGUAAGGAGGAUUCACUGCAAUAUAUAUUCCUGGAGUAUGCUAGUGGAGGGGAGCUGUUCGAUAGGAUAGGUAAGGAGGAUUCUCUGCAAUAUAUAUUCUUGGAGUAUGCUAGUGGAGGGGAGCUGUUUGAUAGGAUAGGUAAGGAGGAUUCUCUGCAAUAUAUAUUCUUGGAGUAUGCUAGUGGAGAGGAGCUGUUUGAUAGGAUAGGUAAGGAGGAUUCACUGCAAUAUAUAUUCUUGGAGUAUGCUAGUGGAGGGGAGCUGUUUGAUAGGAUAGGUAAGGAGGAUUCUCUGCAAUAUAUAUUCUUGGAGUAUGCUAGUGGAGGGGAGCUGUUUGAUAGGAUAGGUAAAGAGGAUUCUCUGCAAUAUAUAUUCUUGGAGUAUGCUAGUGGAGGGGAGCUGUUUGAUAGGAUAGGUAAGGAGGAUUCUCUGCAAUAUAUAUUCUUGGAGUAUGCUAGUGGAGGGGAGCUGUUUGAUAGGAUAGGUAAGGAGGAUUCUCUGCAAUAUAUAUUCUUGGAGUAUGCUAGUGGAGGGGAGCUGUUUGAUAGGAUAGGUAAGGAGGAUUCUCUGCAAUAUAUAUUCUUGGAGUAUGCUAGUGGAGGGGAGCUGUUUGAUAGGAUAGGUAAGGAGGAUUCUCUGCAAUAUAUAUUCUUGGAGUAUGCUAGUGGAGGGGAGCUGUUUGAUAGGAUAGGUAAGGAGGAUUCUCUGCAAUAUAUAUUCUUGGAGUAUGCUAGUGGAGGGGAGCUGUUUGAUAGGAUAGGUAAGGAGGAUUCUCUGCAAUAUAUAUUUUUGGAAUAUGCUAGUGGAGGGGAGCUGUUUGAUAGAAUAGGUAAGGAGGAUUCUCUGCAAUAUAUAUUUUUGGAGUAUGCUAGUGGAGGGGAGCUGUUUGAUAGAAUAGGUAAGGAGGAUUCUCUGCAAUAUAUAUUCUUGGAGUAUGCUAGUGGAGGGGAGCUGUUCGAUAGGAUAGGUAAGGAGGAUUCUCUGCAAUAUAUAUUCUUGGAGUAUGCUAGUGGAGGGGAGCUGUUUGAUAGGAUAGGUAAGGAGGAUUCUCUGCAAUAUAUAUUCUUGGAGUAUGCUAGUGGAGGGGAGCUGUUUGAUAGGAUAGGUAAGGAGGAUUCUCUGCAAUAUAUAUUCUUGGAGUAUGCUAGUGGAGGGGAGCUGUUUGAUAGGAUAGGUAAGGAGGAUUCUCUGCAAUAUAUAUUUUUGGAGUAUGCUAGUGGAUGGGAGCUGUUUGAUAGGAUAGGUAAGGAGGAUUCUCUGCAAUAUAUAUUCUUGGAGUAUGCUAGUGGAGGGGAGCUGUUGGAUAGGAUAGAGCCUGAUGUUGGAACGUCCCAGCCUGAGGCCCAGAGGUUCUUCAAGCAGCUCAUUACUGGAGUGGAAUAUCUUCACAAACUUGGCGUCACUCAUCGGGAUUUGAAACCAGAGAAUUUACUUCUUGAUGAUGCAGAUAACAUGAAAAUCACAGACUUUGGAUUAGCAACAAUAUUCCGCCACAAUGGCAGAGAACGUAAAAUGGAGCGGUGUUGUGGAACGGUGCCUUACGUUGCCCCAGAGGUGUUAAAGAAAGUGCCAUAUUAUGCUGAACCUGCUGACAUCUGGAGUACUGGUAUCAUCCUUGUAGCUCUCCUGGCAGGAGAGUUGCCAUGGGAUGAGCCAACAUUUAGCUGUGCUGAAUACAGUCAUUGGAAAGAAUGUCAAAUACAACUAACGCCAUGGAACAAAAUAGACAACUUAGCAUUGUCUCUUUUACGCAAGAUCCUAGUAGAAAACCCAAGUAAGCGUGCAACCCUCAGUCAGAUUACGAAGCACCAGUGGUUCCGCAAAGAUUUCACUAAGUCAAAAGGUUUAAGCCGAUAUCCUUCCAGUUCCCCAAGUGCAUCUCCAGCUGGAACUGCUCCAUUUAAAAGAAUCUGCUCAGGAAUAGACAUGUCUCCGCCCGUCUCUCACAGUAAUGAGCGUCAGAUCUCAAGUUCCCAGCCACAAGUGUCACAUCUCCAUGACGACAAUAGCAACUCAGGAGUGAAUGGAUUGUUGGAGUCUGUGAGUUUCUCUCAACCAGCACGUCCUGAUAACAUGAUCCUUGGCAGCCAAUUCCAGAAUACUCAAGGUUCUUCACAGACACCAAUGCAACGACUUGUGCGUCGCAUGACUCGAUUCUUUGUGAAGACUUCUGCUCAAGCGACAAUGAAAGAACUAAAAAAUGUAUUUGAGAAGCUCAAAUAUACUUGCAAUGUGAACUCUCCGGGACAGUUGACUGUUCGGACUUUAGAUCGCAGGAAAACACAGCUCGUGUUCAAGGCCUGCUUGUUAGAGAUGCAGGAGAGCAUAUUAGUAGAUUUUAGACUGUCAAGGGGGGAUGGCCUAGAGUUCAAGCGAAGAUUUGUCCAAAUCAAGAAAAAUUUGGAAUCAAUAGUCUCAAAUAAAACUGUUUCUGCAUUUCCAAUGACUUGCUCACAGAUCUCAUGA